Molecule: messenger RNA, 1383 nt
Organism: Hyaena hyaena (striped hyena)
Lineage: Eukaryota; Metazoa; Chordata; Mammalia; Carnivora; Hyaenidae
Gene: CD72
Product: CD72 molecule
Exons: 9
Coding region: 71-1183 (370 amino acids)
Cellular component (GO): plasma membrane
Molecular function (GO): transmembrane signaling receptor activity
Source: RefSeq, a predicted model, not a curated record
AGAGUGUCAAGGGAAGCUUGGGGCCAGUGGAAGAAGGGGGGGAAGGGUGGGAGCAGAGGUGCUCUGGGCCAUGGCUGAGGCCAUCACCUAUGCAGACCUGCGGUUUGUGAAGGCUCCCCUGAAGAAGAACAUCUCCAGCCGGUUAGGACACGACCUGGAGGCUGAUGAGGAUGAGGAACUCACCUACGAGAAUGUACAAGUGCCCUCAGUCUCAGGUGGGCCCUUGAGCUUGGCCUCUUCUGGAGGAGGGAACAAAGCAGACUGGAGUAGCUACCGGUCCGCAGGGCUCCAGUCGGAGCAGCCAACUGCGUCCUGGAGCUCCGUGGCGUCACCGGCUGCCGGGAGGAUUCUCACUGGCCGGGCAACCUGCACGCAGUACCUCUUUCUUGGCCUGCUCCUCACCUGCCUGCUGUUAGGGGUGGCCUCCAUCUGCCUGGGAGUGCGCUAUCUGCAGGUGUCUCAGCAGCUCCAGCAGAUGAACAGUGUUCUGGAAGCCACUAACAGCAGCCUGAGGCAGCAGCUCUACCUAAAGAUAACCCAGCUGGGGAAGAGGGAAGAGGAUAUGCAAGGGUCUAGGAGGGAACUGGCCCUGAGUCAGGAAGCACUACAGGAGGAACAGAGAGUUCACCAAGCCACCCAAGAGCAGUUACAGGCCUGCCAGUCUGACAGGGAGAAGACAAAGGAGGCCUUGCAAAGUGAGGAGGAGCAGAGGAGGAUUUUGGAGCAGAAGCUGAGCAGGAUGCAGGACACAAUGAAGCCCUUGUUUACAUGCCCCGCAUCAGAUACCUGCUGUCCCUUGGGAUGGAUACUGAGCGAGAAGAGUUGCUUUUACAUCUCAUUUACUGCGAGAACUUGGGAAGAGAGCCAAAACCACUGUAAAUCUCUGUCCUCUGACCUGGCCAUGGCCACAUUCAGUGACUAUUAUCUAGUUAAUCCUUACAGCGUGAGGAAGGUGUUGACAGAAGUAAGUCCACCUGGUCCAUUUUGGGUUACCUACAACUAUGCUAAGAUGCAGCAGUCUGACAGUAAAAGAUACUCUGGGUCUUAUGGUCGAGGUUCAAGAUGUUACAGGGUACAAAACACUUGGCCAAGGCUGCAGCAGGAGGACUGCACUUCUAAACUUCCCUGCAUCUGCGAGAUGGCAGUUUUAAGAGAUCCAAACAGGGAGUACUCUUUGCCCUGAGUUGGGUACGCAUGCCAACAAGAGACUGUGCCCCUCACCUGUAACUGCGGCCUGCAGGCCCUCAGAUCAUCUUCCUCCAGUGUUCUCUCACUCUGCCUGGGCAGUGCCCAGCCAAGGGCUGAUCCAUGCCCAACACUUCUACCCAGCCUGCUGCCUACUUGAAAUCCUGUCCGAGAAACUGGACUGUUCCUGGGAAAGCG